Messenger RNA from Aplosporella prunicola CBS 121167, 681 nucleotides. RefSeq lists its product as uncharacterized. Lineage: Eukaryota; Fungi; Ascomycota; Dothideomycetes; Botryosphaeriales; Aplosporellaceae. The transcript has 2 exons. The record is from RefSeq and is a predicted model, not a curated record. Bases 1 to 579 code for a protein of 192 amino acids.
AUGCCGAUCAAAAUCUUCAAUGUGGUCCUUGUCGUUCUAUCGUCUUUCCUAGUUUGGGCAUACGUCAAGCACCUGCUGGAACACAUGAAAGCGCAUUUGCCGAUGCCGACUGACAGGAUUUCUCUGGGCGCGAUGUUUGCAGUGGCUAGUGGUGCAACGGCCUACAAGGUCGGGCUGAUGACUUUCAAGUUCAAAUACUUCUGGUCCACCACGACGCCUGAAAAGUUGAUAACUCCGGACGCCGCGAUGGACGUCGCAACCCUGUUAUACGAAGCUUACAUGGCUAUGGCUCAAGUUUACGCUGUCUGGUGGCUAUUCAGCCAUGUUCUCAUGCUUGUUUUUACGGCCUUCUUUCGCCUUGCCGAGGCGUUAUUCCGAAUCGUCGCGUAUCUCAUCUACGAGCCACUCCCGGUUGUGUCCGCCGAGCAAGCUCAGAUCGAUCAGGCUCCUGCAAUGGAUUGGCCGUUGUUUGCGAGGUUGUCCAAGUUGUGGGAUAGCGAUGAUCUUAAAACCAUCGGAACUUUUGGCGGUCCAGAAAUGGCUAACAGUCAAAAAGAAGGCAUAGUCCAGCUCUCUUAGAGCAGGCUGAACAGGAUGGUCUUGGUAAAUUGGAAUAACGGAGUCAACGUUGGGUCUUGGCCGAGGCGUUGGGAGUUGAUCUGGAUUUCUUGAAAGAACACC